AGUUUUAAACUAUUUUCACAACUACAAUUAAAUACAUUUAUUGAGAUAGGUGUGCGUGAUGCUCAAGACAAGACGUACUCGUGAACAUCAUGGGCCUACCCCUCAUUCCGUUGCAAUUAUUGCCAGACCACCACACAAGAAACCCCCAGACAGUCUGAUCUUGGAGAGAAGGAAGAAAGAUGAACAAAGACUGAAAGUCCAGGAGGAAGUUAUGCAGCAGAAGCAUUACGAUCUCAAGACCCAGUGGGAGAAAGAGACGGAUGUAAGAAUUCAGAAGAACACUGUAAAGAGACGAGUUGAGACAAUUCUUAAGAAAGAGAGCUUCGAUCUCGAGCAGCGUCGUGAAAAAUUGCGUGCAUUGCUGGAAGCAGAAGAAGAACAGCACUUGACGGAGAUCGACGCGCAGCAAGAGACAACACUUGAAAGACAAGCCAAGAUGAGAGCUAGAGCUAAAGCCUUGAGAGAGAAACGGGAGCAGGAGAGACUUGCCCUAGUAGAGGAGAAACUGGAUAUCCGAUGGAGAGAAGAGUGUGAUGAACUGAGACCGAUCCUUGCACGGCAGCACCAAAACGAAGUGUUCGCAGAACGUGCUAAACAGAUCGAGAUAUCUGGAAUUAUAAAGGAGCGCGAGAAAGAUGAGGAAGGCAUGUACGCCGCGCUGUGGGAGAGUGACAGAAUAAUGAAAAUCGAGCGGGAGGAGAGGGAGUGUGCUGCCGCCAUACAACGCAACAAGGACUGUCUCUCGGUGUUAGAGAAGCAGCUGGCCGCUAUCAGACUACAACAGGAGAACGCUAACACCCUCAAAGCAGAGGAGGCAAGGUUAAUGGAGGAGGAAAAGAAACAGAGAGAGGCGGAGAAUAGGCAUCUUCUACAGGUGAAGAGAACACAACAAACUGAAGCAAGAGAACACCACACCAACCAAAUAAAGCUGAAGGCAAGACGACAGGCAAAGGAACUUCAAGGCGAGCUUGCCAUUGACAUGAAAAUAUUAGAGGCGCUGCUUACUGAGACUGAAAAUGAGAAGGAAGAGGCUGUCAAGAGGAAGGGUGAGCUCCACUCUGAGGCUCAAGCAUACAUGAGGUAUUUGGAUGAACAGAUGGAAAAGGAGAGAGAAGCUGAGCGAGAGUUGGAGAAUCUCAUAGACGAGGAGGUUGAGAAACAGUGGCAGAAACGUGUUCUGCAGUGGCAGUUAGAACGUGAAGCGAGAAGAAAGAUGACAGAGGAAAUGGUUGUCAUAAGAAAACAACAAAUCGCUGAAAAAUUGCAACAACAGCAAGUUGAGAGAGAUGUGCUUUUGAAGGAGCGUGAGGAGUUAAAGGAAGCAUUUGCCGAGCACGAGCAUCUGGAGAAACAGAAAGUUCAGCGGACCCAGCAGCGUAAUUUGGCGUAUCAGUCGGACCUGAUGAGUCAAGUGGCCUACACUUCCAGCAUCAGAGACAGAGAGGAAGUUGAGAGAACAAGAGAGUUGGAUAUUCAGAACCAAGCCGAGGUCAGAUAUCAGACCAAGUUGGCUUCUGCUCUACAGACACAGAAUAUCGAUAGAGCUCACCCACUGAGGCAAUACCACCGCACUCAGGACCGACUGUUCGGGUAGAAUCGUGUGCAAUGGACUUUAGAGAUGAAACUGUUUGUUUGUACUUUUGUAGAUCAAAAGAAGCCAAUGGUCAACCGGAUUACACGCUAAUUAGUAAAAUAUUUUGAGUCAUAUCAGAUUAUUCAGCGCAACGCCAAAUAUUAAUAAAUUCAGACGAUUUCCAUUUUAUUGUACUGCAGUAAAUACUAUCCUGUAAAUAUCCACAUUGUUUCAGAUUAUAGAGUAAAGUAUUUUAGAUUAAACUCGAUUUUAUAUCAUUCAAAGAUUUGGGUUUUCGAACUGUUAAAAAUGUGUAGACUUUAGAAGGACGACCCCUAGAAAGAUGUAUAUUUAAACUUAUUAAAUCAAAGUUCUAAACAAGGGAUAGUUUAAAAAACAACGCCCAAGUCUAAUCUUUCCCUAAAAUGAAAACUAAAAAUCAAAAAUUUCAUUGCAA
Bolinopsis microptera is the source of this 2030-nucleotide messenger RNA. RefSeq names its product cilia- and flagella-associated protein 53-like. NCBI's taxonomy places the organism in Eukaryota, Metazoa, Ctenophora, Tentaculata, Lobata, Bolinopsidae. The transcript is spliced from 13 exons. Bases 59 to 1594 code for a protein of 511 amino acids. The record is from RefSeq and is a predicted model, not a curated record.